Messenger RNA from Schistosoma curassoni, 4912 nucleotides. Lineage: Eukaryota; Metazoa; Platyhelminthes; Trematoda; Strigeidida; Schistosomatidae. The record is from the annotation of a GenBank genome assembly.
AAUCAUAUGGCGCUCUUGUCAAGUGUCAAGGAUGUUGUGAAUUAUCGUAGCUUUCUCGGAUUAUUCUUAUGACAUGUACUAGUGGUCCUGUGAUAUUUGUCAUAAAACAAGAUAUUUUGUUCACUUGUUAUUAAAACUCUCUAUUCCUGUUAUCGUUCCACAUAAAACAGUUCUUGGUAUCAUUAAUAUUCUUAUUUGUAUAGGACAGUUUCAAGCAGUUCCUCUCUAUGUAAAUGAACUUUGUUUGCCGGAAUCAAAGCUCAUUGGUAAUGAUAGUGAAGAUUUAGCAGCUUCAUUUCACGUAAGGUAAGCUUCUUCCUAUAUUUAUUUCCUAAGCGUUAUCUUUAUAUUUUAAUUGGGAUACUUAGGGCCUAAAAUUCUGUAGAUUUAUUUAGUUCUCACUAUUAUUAAAGUAUAUGGAGUAAAUUCUUAUUCCCCGUUUGAAAUAAUAACCUCUGUAUUCAUCACUUUCAACCCAUCUUACUUAUUCCAUUAACUUCCAACAUUUAUUUUCGAAAAGUAUUUUGCCAAAAAAUAUGAAGUAAGAGUGUAUAAACUAACAGUACUGCUUAAAAGUGAUUACAUUUUCACACAGUGAUGUGGGAAUUCAUUGGUAGAUAUCAGGUUAAGUACGGUUGAAUCUCAAUGAAUUUUUACGAAGUCUCAGCACCUAAAAUUUUAUUUUGUUAGAUAUGUAAUACAUAAUAUUAUCGAGUUUUUUUCACUAGAUCUUCAUAUGCCAUCUCUCAUACAUGUAUAAAUCUGGUGUUCACCUUGUUGUGCUGUGUGACAAUUUGGACCCAUGCAUAUAUGUACCUGGUCCUACGUUGUAGCUGACUGACUCUCAUAUACUUGCUUAUGUCAAUGAUCAGUAUGCUGUGAAACAGAAUCAAGGAACAGAUCACAGGUGUCAUUUCUUGUAAUCUAUACCAUUUUUGAAUCGUUAAUUACUUUUUCGUUACCGAUGCAACCAAUUCUUUCCCUAAUUUUUACUGUAUUAAAAUGAUGCACAACUGGUGGUUCCGUUUGUUCGAUUCGAUUCAGAAAGUAAAGCACCAGACAAAAUGGAGAAGAAUGUAAUUGUGCUGCUUAUAUUGCUUUAAGUUAUUUAGUUUCAUCCACAUUUUUAAAAUACCAGAAUACUAUAUCUAGUGUGGGAUGCUGAUAUGUAAUGACAGUGAAACAGAUAUUAACACCGAAAGUUUCGCAUUUUAAAGUUUUUAUGUUAUUAAUAAAACAAACAAAAUAAGCAGAAUCUAUAGGUUAUGAAGUGCCAUAAUACUUACCACCCGAAUCAGAGAAUUACGAUGUACCUACGGAUGCCAGUUCAAAUCACCUCUCAGUUUCUGUAGGUUCAUAAAAUUAAUGCGUUAGAUAAAUGUAUCAAACAUCGUCACUUUAUCAGCCUAAUGAUAAUAGUUCAUCUAACUGAAGACUUAUUUAAUUUAAAGUAUUUUUCAGCAUACUUCAUUUUGCACAACUUAGCAAUCUCAUUAGAUCUCACAAAAUGAAUAUGCCACACACUCGUGAUCUAAUAUGAUUGUGGAGCUUUGUCUUAUGUUAUUUUUCAAGAUUCCCAAACUACUGAACAAUGAGUAUCUCUCAUUCGUCAUCACCCAAUUUUGGGGAAAAGCCUCACUUCAAAAUUACCGAUCGACAGCAAUCAGCACCUGGUGUGGAAUACCUACAGGGAAAUAAUAAUUGUUUUGAAGAGGAAGAAGAAUGGCAGUCGAAGUUGGAUGUUUGGCGUGAAAAACGUCGUCAAGCCUUACUCACUGAGGCAACAAAAUUUGCCUUACUUCAAGAGCGUGAGAGUAGGGAGAACGAAAGACGUAAGGAAGAAGUAAAAGAUCGCCUUCGUAAAGCCAAAAGCCAACGUAAUCUAAUUUCCAGUGGACAUGUUUCUUCCUUAGAUUUAGCUCCACCACCAAAAAUAAAUAGUCCUGGCGUCGCAUUACUAACGGGUAGCGAUUUUGAUCCGCUCACUUUCCGUCAUUUUGAAAAAAAUCAAAUGGAUACAGUCUCACCAUCACAAUCGGUUUCUUCAAAUAAAUUUCAGUACACAGAUAGUUCAGAUCUUUAUAAGUCAAAUGACUCCGAGACUAAUUUGAAGGCCUACUCCGAUUGUUCUUCACCUGUGUCUGAACUGAAAACUGAAGUUCAGAGUAAUAUUACGGACAAAAUAAUGGAUAUUUCUUCUCCAAACAAAAAUUCUGUCGAAAAAUGUGCCAAAUAUAAUCGAAUUGAAGUAAUUCGUGAUCUCAUGUCUAAACCAAAUAAUUGCAACGUUGAAGUCACCCCGGAAACCAAACUGCCUUUUGAUGCGAGUCUUGAAAAUAAUGACUAUUCAGAAUGCAAAUUACGUUUGUCAUCAAGACCUGGAGUAUCAGAGGUUCAUUGGGGACUAACAAUAAAAGCACGAGGUCCUUCAAAUACUUCCCCUUUUGUUGUUGAACGCGUUAAAAUUGGUAGUUCCGCAGAUAUCUGUGAAUUUCAAAAAGGUGACAUAUUGGCUUCUAUUGAUGGCAUAAACCUGGGUACUAGUCGGAAGAACACUGACAAAAACACCAGUCAAGUUACAAACUUAGAGGAUCUAGAAAACUUGAUGGCUCGUUUAGUUUUGGCCAACAAACCGAUUACUGUUCAGGUCUUCAGAAAAAUGGAUGAAUUUGAUGAACUGAACGAUGGCGAAUCGGAUACAGGUGGAGAUUUUUCCGUCGAAUCAGCAGCCGUGAAAUCCAAACACACACCAAGUAACAUUAGUGAUUCCGAUAGUGAAUGCCAUGAGUUACUUGUUUCUCCUGUUGUCAAAGUUUCUCACAAAACAUCUCCUGUUGAUAGCCCAGUUUUACAAAGAUCUAUCACAAUUACACAUUCACGUCAUAGGUCACCUUCCCGAAGCUCAAUUCAAAUUUCUGAUGACGAAGUUAACAAUUCAUCUGUGUCAUCUAACUCCGAAGUAAAAGAAUACAAUUGUCUAAAAGGGAACUUUAAUAUUUCGUCCAAAUCAAGUGGUUUAAUUUCCAAGAAUGAGAUUUCUCCAUUAUUUAAAUCAAAUCAAGAUAAGUCUAAAGAUGAAAUUUCAAAUCCUGCGGAAUUUGAUAUAUCAUCAAAUACACCAACUCCAUCGGAUUCAGCAAAUUGCAACAGUACUUUAUAUCAUAAACAAAAUGUAGAAGUAACUUUAACGGAACCUGUUUCUUUCUCAUUGGUAACUGCAUCCACACUAUCUCCAAGCAUUCAAAUGACCCAUCAAAUACAGCCAACUGUUUCUGUUUUGGAGGAUAUUAAGCCUACUGGUUUUAUACAUAAGAAAAUAACUCGUCCAGAACACUUUGCUGUGAACAGAUCACUUGGACAAGAGGUAACAUAUGUUUCAAAAAUUGUUGGAGAUUCCCCCACAUCAACACCUACAUAUCUAGGUGAAACGACUUCGCAUCUUUCGUCGUUACCCAAAACAAGACAUGUAUCAAAGCAGAGAACAUUCCAUAUUCAUCCCAAACUGCCUGAAACAUGGGAUGAUAUUCCCUCUCAUAUAUCUGGUAUUCGAGGUUCAUUCCCCGCAAACUAUAAACAGAAUUCAGUGUUCAAUGUUCCUCCACAAUCUUACCCUCUAUAUACUACAGAUUUGUGUAAAUCAAAACAACUAGAUUCCUUCCGACCCCAUGUCCCUCCACGGCCUAUUCCUAAAGUAACUCGUGCUGCACCCCAGUUUAGUGGAUUCACUACGACUGUUGAAUCUGAAUCACGUCCAUCCAUCUUCAGUUCAAGUAACCAAACGAUUCCAGUUAAGUCCGAUUCACUUCCCGAUACAACAAAAAGCAAGUCCCUACGUGUCUCAGAAUCCGAUGUUUAUGUCAACACUUCGAACAUUCGUUCUUCACCACAACCUGAUGCAUUGACUAAAAUUAAACAGCUACCUCAAGGUUCACUGAAUGGUGAUGAUAAACAAAGCAUCACCGAAGAUUUUGUUAAUGACCACGGUUUUGAAAGAUCAUCUGUUAAAUAUGCUUUGAGGUCUUCUGAUGAAACUGAGAAAUUUCCACUGCCAGUACAUCAAGUUUGCGAAAAUUCGGAGGUUGAAGUACCACCAAUUCCCCCUCGGACGCCACGCGUGCGAAUAAUCGAUAUUAAUCAAUUAUGCGCAGCGUGUAAUUCCAAACUAGAUUCUGAGGACUCAAUGGUUAUUGAAUCCUUAAAUCUAUACUAUCAUUUACCAUGUUUUGUAUGUGCAAGAUGUGGAAUCGCGUUAGGCGAUGGUCUAUCAGACGUGGAAGUUCGUGUUCGGCGUAACUUGCUUUACUGUUCACAUUGUCAUUCCAAGAAUCUCACUGUAUCGAAUUAUAACAAGAAUGAAUGUCAUCCAACGAUGCAAAGUGUGCAACCUAGCUCUCAACCACUAAAACCCACUGAUAAACGACACCGAAACGGUUCAGAACAGCAGUUAUCAUCUAAUUUAAAUAAAAACACAAUUUCUCAAUAUUGUGCACUAUGACUGACGAUUCGAGCUUAAUAACUGUGAUUUCGACGAGUUCAAACCGGAAAUUUAGAUCACCAACAGGCUUCGUAAGAUGAUUCCUACUUAAUCAUAAAUUUGAGCUAUAAUAUGCACUUUUAUCUUUCAUAAAAACUGAAGCUACAAUUUUGUACGCAUAAUUUUAUUUUGCUUGGCGAUAUCCUCUUAUUUUGCUACUAUUACUUUCACAAUUGAUUCGUUAGUUGUCCUCUAAAAUAUCAUUUAUAUAUUAUCAUCUAAUUUUCUCUAUAUGCGACUCUAUCGUCACACUUAUGUACAAUCCUUUUAAAAAUAUCGUACUUUAAACUAUAUAAUCGGAAUAUGUCCAAGAUAUCUUAAAAUACUACUAGUGUGUGUUUGUAGUAACAUUGAAAUAUCAAAGUGAAGAUAUACGAC